Molecule: messenger RNA, 6148 nt
Organism: Neoarius graeffei (lesser salmon catfish)
Lineage: Eukaryota; Metazoa; Chordata; Actinopteri; Siluriformes; Ariidae
Product: zinc finger protein 883-like
Exons: 6
Coding region: 123-2222 (699 amino acids)
Biological process (GO): regulation of transcription by RNA polymerase II
Molecular function (GO): DNA-binding transcription factor activity, RNA polymerase II-specific; histone methyltransferase activity; RNA polymerase II cis-regulatory region sequence-specific DNA binding
Source: RefSeq, a predicted model, not a curated record
GAAGAGGGAAAAAGAAAAAACCCGCUGCUUUCAUGAACCGCAUCAGCCCCUCGGUUUAUAAAAAUAAAAGCACGUUAUUGUGUCUGGCUCUGAGGAUUUAAAACCCUGAGCUGUGUGAGGACAUGAAAACCAAGACAUCCACGGCUGGAGGGACGUCAGAGGUCCGUGUGAAGAAAGAGGAGACACUGGAGCUGAAAAUCUACAACCAUAGAGAUGACCUCGACAACCCACCUGAAGGUCUCUCUGUUAAAGUGGAAGAUCCUGACAAUAAAGACUACCUCUACUGCGAAUUUUGCAAAUCCUUCUUCCUCAACAAAUGUGAGGUUCAUGGACCACCCCUCUUCAUCCCAGAUACAUCUGUUCCCAUGGGAGUCCCUGACCGAGCCAGACAAACACUUCCUCCUGGGCUAGAAAUCCAGAAGUCCAGUAUUCCUGAUGCAGGCCUGGGAGUGUUUAAUAAGGGGGAGACUGUUCCAGUAGGUGCACACUUCGGCCCCUGCCAGGGAGAGCUGGUAAACAGAGAGGAAGCCAAGAACAGUGGAGACUCCUCGGUUCUAUACAGGAGCAUGCAGUGUGAAGAAUACAUUGAUGCCAAAAGAGAGAUGCAUGUGAAUUGGAUGAGGUAUGUGAAUUGUGCCCGUAAUGAAGAACAGAAUCUUGUGGCAUUUCGGUAUCGAGGGGGAAUUCUGUAUCGUUGCUGUCGACCCAUUAACCCAGGACAGGAGCUAUUGGUGUGGUAUGAAGAGGAGCACACCAAAGAACUCAGUCCUGCACCUACAGGAACAACCAGACAGCAAGAAGCAAAGAAGACUUUGCUGCAGGUCUUUUCCUGCUCCAUAUGUCCUCGGUCCUAUGCAUCUCAAAUUUACCUUGACAAACACAUCCAGAGAUGCCACUAUGAAGAGUAUGUGAGACUGCAGGAAUCAGGAGGGAUUAAAUAUGAGCUUCAGAUCCCCUCUAAAUGCUCCAGUAGUCAGCCAACAUCAUCUGAUGCUCUCAGUUUUGACACUUCUCAUAAUGAUAUACAGAAGGAAAUUCACCACUGCUCAGACUGUGGAAAGAGUUUUGGUCAUCAGAAUGUACUCAAGACACACCAGUGCAGUCACACAGGAGAGAAGCUGCAUCACUGCUCACAGUGCGGAAAGAGUUUUACUCAGCAGAGUGAUCUCCAACAACACCAGCGCAUUCACACAGGAGAGAAGCCGUUUCACUGCUCACAGUGUGGGAAGAGUUUUACUCAUCAGAGUGAUCUCCAAACACACCAGCGCAUUCACACAGGAGAGAAGCCAUAUCACUGCUCACAAUGUGGGAAGAGUUUUACUCAUGAGAGUGAUCUCCGACGACACCAGCGCAUUCACACAGGAGAGAAGCCGUAUCACUGCUCACAGUGUGGGAAGAGUUUUACUCAUGAGAGUGCUCUCCGACUACACCAGCGCAUUCACACAGGAGAGAAGCCGUAUCACUGCUCACAGUGUGGGAAGAGUUUUACUCAGCAGAGUCACUUCCAAACACACCAGCGCAUUCACACAGGAGAGAAGCCGCAUCACUGCUCACAGUGUGGGAAGAGUUUUACUCAGCAGAGUGCUCUCCAAACACACCAGCGCAUUCACACAGGAGAGAAGCCGUAUCACUGCUCACAGUGUGGGAAGAGUUUUACUCAGCAGAGUAAUCUCCAAACACACCAGCGCAUUCACACAGGAGAGAAGCCGUAUCACUGCUCACAGUGUGGGAAGAGUUUUACUCAUCAGAGUCAUCUCCAACGACACCAACGCAUUCACACAGGAGAGAAGCCGUAUCACUGUUCACAGUGUGGGAAGAGUUUUACUUGUCAGAGUGCUCUCCAAACACACCAACGCAUUCACACAGGAGAGAAGCCGUAUCACUGCUUACAGUGUGGGAAGAGUUUUACUGAACAGGGUACUCUCCAACGACACCAACGCAUUCACACAGGAGAGAAGCCGCAUCACUGCUCACAGUGUGGGAAGAGUUUUACUCGUCAGAGUGCUCUCCAAACACACCAACGCAUUCACACAGGAGAGAAGCCGCAUCACUGCUCACAGUGUGGGAAGAGUUUUACUCAUCUGCGGACUCUCCAACGACACCAACGCAUUCACACAGGAGAGAAGCCGUAUCACUGCUCACAGUGUGGGAAGAGUUUUACUCAGCAGAGUGAUCUCCAACGACACCAGCGCCUUCACUCAGGAGAGAAACUGCAUCACUGAUCAGUCUGGAAAGAUGUUUACUUAUUCAGUUACAUUUAAAACCUACAAGUGCACCAACUUGUAGACAUUGCAUGAUUUAAAAUUGUCAAAUUAAAUAUGGUUAUUAUUACAGUUUUGGCUGAAAAUGACCUGUACUUUGAACUUUAUUGUUCAUGUUAUAUGACUGUUUUAAAAUACGUAACCUUAGUGAUGUUUAAAACAAGACUAUUCUUGUUUUCUUUUGAUCUUAAGUAGUCAUUAAUUACCACCAUACAAGUGACAAUUAAACUGCACCACUAUUAUCAAUGUAAUACUGCAGCAUGAGACUAAUUGUUAAUGGAAUUUGUACUGAUCAGGAGUUUAAUGUACUACAAUGUAUAACAGAACUGUGGAUCAAACCAAAUGAGUAUGGACCACUUGAAAUGAAGCUCUUCCAGCUAUAUGCAUCCACCUUGUCUCACUGGUAGAGGAGAAGCCAUCAGUUAUUUAUAAUGAUAAUCUAGGAAUCGUACAAAAACCUGAACAAAAAUUCAGUAUGUUUGAAGUUCUUUAUCCUAAUAUAUGUAGCUAAAAAAAAUAAUUCUACCUGGUCAAUUCAGCUAAUUAUUAUUUCCUGACCCGUGGUCUAUAUUCUGAAGUUCUUUCUGAAUUUGCGAAUUUCAUCUCAAACCUGGUUGUUUAUUGAGACAACAGAUUAUUAGAGACGUUAUUUGUUUUGAUCACCUGGAAGAGACUGAGAACAGCAUUCCCGUCCAUUCUAGAUUCAGUAGGGGUUAAUGAGAGUGUCACAGGAUCUAACCCUAUUUUUUUUAGGUUUUUGUAUGAUUCCUAAUCAUCACAUUCUCGAUCUAAUACUUGCAUUUGUAUUAAAUAUAGAAAAUAUAGUCACACUUAUACAGUCUGAAGCUCCCUCAGACCAUUACCUCAUCUCUUUUGAAAUGUCUUAAUAUAUGCACCUUGCAUGCCAUCGCAUCAAAAUUACAUUCGCAUCAACUACUGCAUAAAGUUUUAUCAGUAGUCUCCCAGAGUUAUCAAUUUGAUUGGAUCCCCGUUAGACCCCACAGAACUUGAUCAGCCAACUGAAUGCUUACAGUCAAUGUUCUGCUUUACUUUAGAUAAUGUAGCUCCACUUAAAAGAAAAUAAUUCAGGAGAAAAUAAAAUAAAACCUAGCACCCUGGUAUAACAAUCACACAUGCACCUUAAAACACAAAAUUGAUAGUAUUCCAUUUAGCAUGGAAGGAGAGCCUCUGGAACUACAAAGACAAGCUUUUAAUGCUGCUAGAUCAACAACUCUCUCCACCUUAAUAGAAGAUAACAAAAGUAAUCUUAAAUUUUUAUGUAAUACUAAAGUAUUACAUCAAAAUUUAAGAUUUUGCUAAAGCAAAAUGAACUAGAAAUAAGACCACCACAGAAAUUGAUUUUAUAUGCACAUAUGUAAUCACGACCAUACACACACCUUAAGUAAUCACAAAUGUACUCUGAUUCAUAUAACCACACGUACAGAUUUAUUUUUAUGCUGAUUAAAUACUAAUUCAAAGCUGAGUGUGUUAAUUUUCAGUAAAGAAUAAAUGAAGUUAAUUCUCUUAAAAGUAAUAAUAAAUUGGUUUAUGAAUUAUCAUAAUUACAGUAAUAUAUAGAUUUAGGCACUGCCUAAAAGCGGAGCUCCCAUCUGUUUCUGGGUUGUAGAAUUUUCUUAUAUCAUAGCCAGUCUCUUUUGUUUUAUUUCUUUACUGGCUAGCACUGGCCACUGGGGGGGUUAUGACUGGUAAUUACAACCCCGAUUCCAAAAAAGUUGGGAGAAAGUACAAAUUGUAAAUAAAAACGGAAUGCACUGAUGUGGAAGUUUCAAAAUUCCAUAUUUUAUUCAGAAUAGAACAUAGAUGACGUAUCAAAUGUUUAAACUGAGAAAAUGUAUCAUUUAAAGAGAAAAAUUAGGUGAUUUUAAAUUUCAUGACAACACAUCUCAAAAAAGUUGGGACAAGGCCAUGUUUACCACUGUGAGACAUCCCCUUUUCUCUUUACAACAGUCUGUAAACGUCUGGGGACUGAGGAGACAAGUUGCUCAAGUUUAGGGAUAGGAAUGUUAACCCAUUCUUGUCUAAUGUAGGAUUCUGUCUUAGGUCUUUUUUUGUCGUAUCUUCUGUUUUAUGAUGUGCCAAAUAUUUUCUAUGGGUGAAAGAUCUGGACUGCAGGCUGGCCAGUUCAGUACCCGGACCCUUCUUCUACGCAGCCAUGAUGCUGUAAUUGAUGCAGUAUGUGGUUUGGCAUGUUGGAAAAUACAAGGUCUUCCCUGAAAGAGACAUCGUCUGGAUGGGAGCAUAUGCUGCUCUAGAACCUGGAUAUACCUUUCAGCAUUGAUGGUGUCUUUCCAGAUGUGUAAGCUGCCCAUGCCACAUGCACUAAUGCAACCCCAUACCAUCAGAGAUGCAGGCUUCUGAACUGAGCGCUGAUAACAACUUGGGUUGUCCUCCUCUUUAGUCCAAAUGACACAGUGUCCCUGAUUUCCAUAAAGAACUUCAAAUUUUGAUUCGUCUGACCACAGAACAGUUUUCCACUUUGCCACAGUCCAUUUUAAAUGAGCCUUGGCCCAGAGAAGACGUCUGCGCUUCUGGAUCAUGUUUAGAUACAACUUCUUCUUUGAACUAUAGAGUUUUAGCUGGCAACGACGGAUGGCACGGUGAAUUGUGUUCACAGAUAAUGUUCUCUGGAAAUAUUCCUGAGCCCAUUUUGUGAUUUUUCAAUACAGAAGCAUGCCUGUAUAUGAUGCAGUGCCAUCUAAGGGCCCGAAGAUCACGGGCACCCAGUAUGGUUUUCCGGCCUUGACCCUUAUGCACAGAGAUUCUUCCAGAUUCUCUGAAUCUUUUGAUGAUAUUAUGCACUGUAGAUGAUAUGUUCAAACUCUUUGUAAUUUUACACUGUUGAACUCCUUUCUGAUAUUGCGCCACUAUUUGUCGGCGCAGAAUUAGGGGAAUUGGUGAUCCUCUUCCCAUCUUUACUUCUGAGAGCCGCUGCCACUCCAAGAUGCUCUUUUUAUACCCAGUCAUGUUAAUGACCUAUUGCCAAUUGACCUAAUGAGUUGCAAUUUGGUCCUCCAGCUGUUCCUUUUUUGUACCUUUAACUUUUCCAGCCUCUUAUUGCCCCGUCCCAACUUUUUUGAGAUGUGUUGCCGUCAUGAAAUUUCAAAUGAGCCAAUAUUUGGCAUGAAAUUUCAAAAUGUCUCACUUCCGACAUUUGAUAUGUUGUCUAUGUUCUACUGUGAAUACAAUAUCAGUUUUUGAGAUUUGUAAAUUAUUGCAUUCCAUUUUUAUUUACAAUUUGUACUUUGUCCCAACUUUUUUGGAAUGUGGGUUGUACUAACACUGACCACUAGGCGGUGUGUAUGACUUGUAAUUGCUAACACUGGCCACUAGGCGGUGUGUAUGAGUGGUGGUACACGUACAUGGACAAACCACAAAAAAUCGACUCUAUGGGUUUACCAUUAAGGCCCGCGCGGGAGCUCCGCUAAAAUACAGCAAAGACAUUGAGAGAGUUUAUACUGAAGGUUGUUUUCUGUUAAAUCACAGGCCUAUUCAAAAAGUGUAAUUUUAUAGUGUGGGAGACUGGCCAAGGACACGAGUGUUGCGCUAGUUUCCACCUGCAGCCUGUAUUAGUCUUUAACUUGAUUUGACCCCAGCCAUUUUGAAUCAUGUAUUGUACACGCUGAAUGCUGUAUACCACCUCUUAUCGUGUGGUUUGAUUCUUUCUGAAUGGACCAUUUAUGCUGGAAAAUUUGGCUCAGUUGAUGCAAAAUAUGAGCGGUAUGAGGUGUAUUGCCCAAUAGAAAAUGUUCAAGUGGUAUAACGGGACAUGUUAACCAAUGAAAUUAUUUGUAUACACCUGUGUUUUUUCUUUGAGACCGUAUAAAAUGAGAGCUUUGUAAUUUUGACUCUGUUCACUCUGCAGACCG